AUGGCCGAAGAGCUAGCAGAGCUGCUGUGUGGUUUUCUGGAGAGUCCACACUGCAGACUGGAGACUCUGAGACUUUCUGGCUGUGGACUCUCAGAGACUCAUUGUGAAGUUGUGGCCUCAGUUCUGAAGUCCAACACCUCCCAUCUGAGGGAGCUGGACCUGAGUGACAACAAGCUGCAGGAUUCAGGACUGAAGCGGCUGUCUGCUGGACUGGAGAGUCCCCACUGUAGACUGGAAACUCUCAGACUGAGUAGAUGUAACCUCUCAGAGAGAAGCUGUGAAGCUCUGUCCUCAGUUCUCAGCUCCCAGUCCUCUCGUCUGAUAGAGCUGGACCUGAAUAACAACGACCUGCAGGAUUCAGGAGUGGAGCUGCUGUCUGCUGCACUGGAGACUCCCCACUGUACACUGUGUAUUCUCAGGGUGGAGCCUGGUGGAGUCCGAUGGUUGAGACCAGGUCUGAGAAAGUAUUCCUGUGAACUCACAUUUGACACAAACACAGUACACAGAGAGAUCAAACUGUCUGAAGACAACAGGAAGGCGACACGUGUGGAAGAGGAUCAGUCAUAUCCUGAUCAUCCUGACAGGUUUGACUUCCAUCAGCUGCUGUGUAGAGAAGGUCUGACUGGUCGCUGUUACUGGGAGGUCGAGUGGAGAACAUGGGUUUCAAUAGCAGUGAGUUACAGAGGAAUCAGAAGGAAAGGAGAUCAUCGAGACAGGAAUGCCUGCAGGUUUGGGGAAAACGACAAGUCCUGGACUCUGGAGUGCUCUGGGUAUUACUUUCCCUUUCACAAUAACAAAGGAGGAGGCUUCUCCAGUUCCCCCUCCCCCUCUGGCAGAGUAGCAGUGUAUGUGGACUGUCCUGCUGGCACUCUGUCCUUUUUCAGAGUCUCCUCUGACACACUGAUCCACCUCCACACCUUCAACACCACAUUCACUGAACCUCUUUAUCCUGGCUUUGGGUUUGAUAUGUUUAACGAGUCUGGUGGUUCAGUGUCUCUGUGUUCUCUGUAGGAGGGAGGGUCUCCUCCUGUUAGAGAAACUCUCUGCUGACCAGAUAGUUCAGUCUGUACAUAAUCACACACAGCGGAUGUUCGUACCAACCUGAUGUGUUUAUUGUAAUAUAGGAGGAAGAGGAGGCUGAAUGUAGAGAAGAGCAAAGCAUGCUGGGAUGUCGGGGUGCAGACGUAGAGAUUCUUUUCACUCUGUAGAAAGAAAUAUGUUCUUUAUUUGUUUUCUGCUCCACUUUUUUAAUUGUUUUUUUUCUAGUUUUCAAGUUUUUUGUCUCAUUAUUUUUGUGAAUAUUCAGUUUCAAGUUUUUCUGCAGAAAUGUAAAGCGGACAUAGAUGUUAGUUGUUUGAACGCUUUGUCCUGAUGUCAGCACAUUUAUCAGCAUGCUGACUGUGAAUGUUUCUUAUCAGCAUGUUUCUUUUACUGAUUUUUCCUCUGCAGAAGCUGAUGACGUCUUUAAAAUAUAUGUUCAGAAAUCUUUAAAUCACAAAGCUUAUUUUUUGUCUUUGAUUAAACAUAACUACCUUAAAACAAAAGCAUCUAUAGGUUGAUGGAUGCGGAUCAAACGUCAGAACACACACACUCCAGCACAUGCCAUAUUGUGAGCAUGAGAAAUAAUCAUUUAGUAUGUUGGAAUGAAACACAACCCUGCAAUACAAACCUGGCACAUGUAAAUAUAAAGAUGUAAGAUUAUUAUUUCACUGUAUUCUGGCCCGACAUUUAAUGGCUUGAAAAAAAUUGCAAGACUUAUUUGCCGUGUACAGGGCGUGUAAUCUGUGUUGUGAGAAUGAGAUCCAUGUGAAGAAAAGGACACUGGAAGCCUUUGGGGGCCUUCAUAGAAACAGUUUGAAUGCCUGACACAGAAACAGGCCAUAUGCCUUUGCUUUAAGAGUGAUAAUCGUUAACUGCUGAGCUCAUAUUACAAAAGUACAAGUUAAGUAAGAAAGAUGUUUUAUUUGAGAUACUGUCUUUAUUUCUUUAAUAAGUCCUACAGUAUAUCUCUGCAUCUCUUGUGCUUGACCUUUUCUUUGUCUCUAGAGACUUUUGUCUGUGUAUAGUCAUACAUGCUCAGCGUCAUGCUGAAGUCUCAAAAUAAGAUGCUAAUUUCCAGUAAAGACGAAGCUAAAAGCUAAAAUAGUGACAACCCAUGUUUGAUGUCUUUUCUGCAUUUUGUGAAAAUAAAUAUGUUUCUCUUUUGAUGGACAUCAGAGGGAAACUAAAAGGC
Micropterus dolomieu (smallmouth bass) is the source of this 2233-nucleotide messenger RNA. Its product is annotated as neoverrucotoxin subunit alpha-like. Bases 1 to 1011 code for a protein of 336 amino acids. The transcript is spliced from 6 exons. Gene Ontology annotation, molecular function: protein binding. The record is from RefSeq and is a predicted model, not a curated record. Lineage: Eukaryota; Metazoa; Chordata; Actinopteri; Centrarchiformes; Centrarchidae.